This is a messenger RNA of Aspergillus bombycis, 1014 nucleotides long. RefSeq lists its product as uncharacterized. The record is from RefSeq and is a predicted model, not a curated record. Gene Ontology annotation, molecular function: NAD+ binding; oxidoreductase activity, acting on the CH-OH group of donors, NAD or NADP as acceptor. Gene Ontology annotation, biological process: fatty acid metabolic process. Bases 1 to 1014 code for a protein of 337 amino acids. Lineage: Eukaryota; Fungi; Ascomycota; Eurotiomycetes; Eurotiales; Aspergillaceae. The transcript is spliced from 2 exons.
AUGUCGGCUACAGGCAAGAAAGAGAUUAAAACAGUCGCUAUAAUCGGCACCGGCGUUAUAGGAGCCAGCUGGACAGCAUUAUAUCUGGCCCGAGGGCUUAAGGUCCUAGUGACGGAUCCUGCUCCGAACGCAGAGAAGAACCUCGAGACAUACUUGAACGCACAAUGGCCAACACUUACUCGAAUUGGUCUCAGCGAAGGCGCUUCUCUAACAAAUUAUACCUUUGUGGAAUCACUGGAUAACCACUUCGACGAGAUUGAUUUCAUACAAGAGGUACCGUUUCCUGUACAGAUACUGUCCGCCAUCCUACUAACCGCAACCAAGAAUGGCCCCGAGCGGCUAGAAUUCAAACGCACUCUGUUCGCCUACCUAGACGAAAAAGCACGCCCAGAGAUCAUAAUCGCAUCUUCGUCGUCCGGAAUCCCAUCGUCCGAAUAUGUGUCAGCGUGCCGUCAUCACCCCGAACGGGUUCUGGUCGGGCAUCCUUUCAACCCACCACAUUUGAUUCCUCUGGUGGAGGUUGUGCCACAUGCAUCGACAGAUCGAGAGACUGUUGUCCCACGAGCUAUGGAGUUCUACAAGAGCCUCGGAAAGAAGCCGGUGCUUAUCCAGAGAGAGAUCCCCGGGUUCAUCGUCAACAGACUUCAAGCUGCCGUAUUGAUGGAAGCAUAUAGUUUGGUGAGCAGAGGUAUUAUUUCUGCGGCUGACCUAGAUACCACAAUGACGUCUUCUCUUGGUCUACGGUGGGCGCUCAAUGGACCUUUUGCCCUGAACGCUAUGGCGGGCAAUGGGAGUUUUCAGCACUUCUUGGAGCAUCUUGGUCCGGCGGCUAAAUCGUGGCAUGAUGACAUGCAUGAGCAUACGUUUGAAAUGACGCCUCAAGCAAUCCAGGAUUUAAGCAAAACAGUCGAACCGACGGUGCAGGCAACUGAUUUGGAUGCUUUACAGAAGGAGAGAGAUGAUGUACUCUUGAAACUUAUGGACAUGAAGUCGAAGUCAUCUCUGUUAGACUAG